Cylicocyclus nassatus is the source of this 1026-nucleotide messenger RNA. Lineage: Eukaryota; Metazoa; Nematoda; Chromadorea; Rhabditida; Strongylidae. The record is from the annotation of a GenBank genome assembly.
AUGGAGCCGCUACAUCCAGGCGGACGUUCCAUGCUGUUCAUAUUUUCGUUUCUAUGUGCUUUAUUUGUCGACGUCUUUGCCAAAGAACGAGAAAAUCGCGUAAAAACGACCAACGAUGCGGAGCUUUUUAGCCUUCAUCAAGCCUUGUGGGUGUUCGACUUUGCUGCAGCAGCAUAUGGUCAAGAUCCGAAUCUAUGCUUGGUAAAACAUAAUGCUUCGCUAGUCUACAGAUUAACGUUACCGUGCGACUAUUCGAAAGAUGAGUGCUGGGGUUAUGUGGCAAUGCGUGACGGCUGGAUUAUCGUCGCUUUUCGAGGAACACGCACAAAGGUGCAACUAAUCACCGAAUUAAUUGAAAGUAUGAGUGAACCGAAGAAAAAGAUUCGCGCUGGCGGUGCAGUUCAGCAUUACUUUUACAUUGCUUUAAAUGCUGUGUGGAGACAAAUGCACGUUGUGCUUAGGAAAUUACAUGCUACAUAUCCGGACUACCAGAUAAUGUUCACAGGUCAUUCUCUAGGUGGCGCACUAGCCAGUUUGGCUUCGACAGUCUUUGCUCAUCGACAUCCUGCUUUGCAAAGCAAGAUUCAUCUGAUUACAUAUGGUCAGCCAAGAGUAGGCAACUUCGAUUAUGCUCAAGCUCACAGCAGGUUGGUGCCAAAAAGUUGGAGGAUUGUGCACAAAUAUGACCUGGUGGCUCAUCUUCCAUUGUGCGCAUUUCGCCUACUCUCAAGAUCAUGUACUUCAUUACAUAAUCAUUCACCUUACCAUCAUGGCACAGAAGUCUGGUUUCCAUCAAACAUGACGGCAAACUCGAUGUACAGAAUAUGUGAAGGCAUGCCAAUAUUUGAGGAUGAUGACUGCAGCAAUGGAUACUAUCUCCACUACGGUGUUAGAGAUCAUGUGCGAUAUUUUGAACAUGAAGUUAGCGAAUAUGGUUCAAAUGGUUGUGUUGAUUCGCCAGAUCCACCUUCUCAACAAUUGAAUACUCUUCGGUGACAUUGAAUAAAUAACUAAAUUAUUGCCAUG